AUGGAAAUUUCGGGGGGAACCUCCGGCAUCGCAGAGAUGUUGCUUCAGAGCCACGCGGAUGAGAUUCACCUAUUGCCCGCGCUUCCGAAGGCGUGGGGCACAGGAAAUGCCAGUGGAUUGCGUGCCCGCGGCGGAUUUGAAGUGGCAAUGGCAUGGGAGAAUGGACAACUCACCGAGGCACACCUGCAUUCCACAUUGGGAGAAGACUGCACUGUCCGAACAGCCGCAACUGUUUCGGUGACAUGUGAUGGUGUGCAGGUUGAAACAGAGCAAUCGGAGUCGGUUGUCACGUUUGGAACAGAGGCACGGAAAACGUACGCACUAUCGGUUUUGAGCUAA
This is a messenger RNA of Geodia barretti, 339 nucleotides long. The record is from the annotation of a GenBank genome assembly. Lineage: Eukaryota; Metazoa; Porifera; Demospongiae; Tetractinellida; Geodiidae.